UGACGUUCGGCAGAGAUAUACAGAACAGGGAGGGGAAUGUGCGCAGUACUUUGGAAACAGACAUAGCCAACAUGCAGUCAGCUACUGCAAAGUGCCAAACGCGGGACAGACUCAGAAGAAGACACCACUCCUCCCCUGCUCGACCCCAAACCUCCUCUGUCUUUGAGGCGCUUUCUCCCCAUCCCAGCCGAUAAUGUAAGACUCAGUCGGAGAGAUUUGUCAGAUGCGCAGACGAGCCGCCGCUCUUUACGUUCGCGAUUCCGUUUCCAACACUGUCAGACAGCUUUCAGCCAGGCUACAGCCGAUCAUCUGCGGGGAUACCUGGCGUGAGAUGCGGCAAUGUCCCGAGGAAAAUGCCUACGCGUGAACCCUUUUGACUCCGUCCGGUUUGUCGCCUUGGUGAUCUUUGCAGCAAAUGUGAUCGACGCGGAUAAGCACAGCUGUUAUGAAGUGAGAGCCGCUUUCCAGCAGCGACAGGUCGGACCUCUUCACCUGGUGCCGGAGAAACCGUACAAAGAUGCUGAUUUGCAGAUAUGUAAGCAUCAAGGUCCAUCUUGCUGCAACAAGAAGAUGGAGGAAUCUUACCAGGUUGCUGUGAAAAAAGAAACCCUCCAAAAAAUCGAGUCCCACACCUAUCACCUGAAAAAUCUUUUGUCUGCUCACUUAGAUGCCUUCCAGGACAUGUUUCAGUCCCUCCUGUCAUUCUCUCAAGGCCACCUAGGUUCACUGUUGGAGGGAACCUACUCGUCCCUGUCCGGUCAGGCUUUGCCCCACGUGAAUCAACUGUUUUCCUCUCUCUCCCUGUAUCUACGUGGAGCCAACAUCUCAAUUGAGAUGACAGUUCACAGAUUCUUUAACAACAUCUUCCCUCUUGUGUACACACGGCUCAUAAACCCAAGCAUUGAAGAGAGUGUUACAGCAAGCAGCACGAUGGUUGACUGUCUGCGUAAGAUCAGACAGGACGUCAAACCUUUCGGGGAUCAUCCCGUCAUCAUGGCUCGGAAAAUGGCUGAACUGUUGGAGGCUGGCAGGCAACUGGGUCUUGCCUUGGAUAAAGGACUGGAGGUCAUUAAUUCGACGGAAUAUGUCGACCUUACCAGAGAUUGUGUAAAAGGUCUGGCAAAGAUGGUGUACUGCUCACAUUGCAGAGGCUUGACACUGAUCAAGCCCUGUGCUGGCUACUGUUUGAAUGUAAUGCGGGGCUGCUUAGCAAGUAUGUCGGAGCUAGAUCAGCCCUGGAGGAUAUAUAUCAGCUCCUUGGAGAAACUAACCCUUACGAUGGCUGGGCACCACAACCUGGAGCUAGCCAUGCUGGGGGUCAGAGGGCAUGUCGAUGAAGCAUUGCUCUACGCACAGAUCCAUGGUCCACUAAUUACUGCUACGGUGGACAAGGUGUGUGGCCUGUCCACGCUGGAACCUCCAGGCAUGCGGCCUACGAGCCCAGAGGUCAUAACCUCUACCACAACCUCAGCUUCGCCUCCUUCAUCUGCCUCCUCCUCCUCCUCCUCCCAAGUUUUACCAGACGAGUGGCUGGGGAAGUUUGCCCAUUUAAAAAGCCCAUUCCCCCUGAAACCCUCUAAGAACAAUAAAUCUAAUCUGAGAACACUCUCUAGGGAUUUCUUGUUGUUACUGCAGCGUUAUAAAUCCUUCUUCACGACAGUGCCAGAGAUGCUGUGUGAAGGGGAGUAUGUAGUGGAUGACUCCACCUGCUGGGGCGGCAAUGGAGUCGUAGAAAGUUAUACUGGCAGAAUUAUCGGAAAUGGCCUUGAUGCCCAGAGACAAAACCCAGAGGUUAAAGUUCGUGACAUGGACCCUAUAAUGGCUGAGUUCAAGAAAAGGCUGGAGCACUUCAACCAGGAAACCCUGGAGAAGUUCACAAAUCUUAGCGAGAUAGCAGUCUGGGAAGAAUUGGGCAGUGGGGAAGAGCAAGGAAGCACCGCAGACUGUGAUGAUGAAGAUGGCUGCCAAAGCUCAGGAGAUGGCGCAGAACACAACUAUGUUGUCAAUGGACGAACAUCAAAUGGAAGACAGCAUGGAGGUGACAUCACACAAGAAAACCCCUCCAAACCUCCCGCGGUGAAGGUGGUCGGAGGUUCACCGCCUACAAGCUGGCAACAACCACAGUGCCUUGCACUGCUUUUUGCUGGACUUUGUUUGAAGUGGAUGCUGUUCUGAUGACAGCACUGUUUAAAAAGAAAACAAAAAAAAAUCCCUCCUCAUCCCUGCCCUUUUAGGAACUUCCAUGGCACUCAUAUAAUUGACAUAUCACAAAUAUGUUCCUUAAUCCUGUCAUCAUCCUGCACGGACAGACGUCAUUAAGGCCAACACAGAAAUGAAGAGUGGGACAGUGUGUGGACAACAGCGUAGAAGCCUGUGUAUGGGUGGGCGACUGCAGGGUCUCUUCCUACAGGAUCUCCACUGUGAAUGCUUGUAAAGACUAGACUUGUUUUCACUAUGCUGACUGGGACUAGAUGGGAGUAUAAAGGAGUGCUACAGCUCUGGCUUCACUUGCACAGACCUAACCGUUGUGAUUCAAAACGGGGUUGCAUCAUUCUUAAUAACGUUUACAACUGUAAACACUUAACUACAAACAUAAUUCAAAUAACAUAUAAGAGCUGUCUUCUUUUUCUGUUUUUGAUUUUACUUAUAUUCUAAGCCACAAACCUCUUCACAGCACUGCACUAAUGCCAGCCAGGUGGAAGAACUCUGCACUUUUAUAAAUUUAAGUCCUGUUUUUGGAAAUUAAGGAAUGCAUGAAAAACCGAUAGAUCCAUCCCCGGGUGCCUGGCCCAAAAUGGCAGAUUUGACAUGCUCUAAUGACUGUGUACCUUGCAGGGAUUAGAAUGUAAUGACUUCACAGGUACAUCACAAGCUUCCAUGCACGGCUAAACAUAUUGUGCAGACAAACUAGGUGUGAAUAGUGUAGCAAGCAACUGUAUAUAGUUAGAGAGAUUUGAGUGAAUGUACGACAUGAGCUGAAUGGAUUGUUAAUUUGUGUUCCUUCAUGAAUGGGCUAUGCUUGACAGCUCUACACAACAUGUCAAAAGGGUUUUGAUGCCAAAAAUAAAGGGAAAAUAUGCAUAACUUACCACAUGAAGUCGUUACAAGACUGGGGAGUUUCAGAGUUUUGAGCAAAAUGCUUGUAAAAUGCUGGCUCUAGUAAUGUUGAUUGUGCAUCCUGUUUUGUGUGUUUGCUUGAUGAAUUGCACAUCAUUGCACGUAUAAAAUGCAAGCUUUUCAAAUUGAUUGGCCUUCUCACAAAGCCCCAUUUUCCCUGAACAUUUCCAACAGUGAUUUUUUUUCCCUGGUCUACUGCAAGCAGAUACUGUGGAAUCACAAAGCAAUACAGAUAUCCUAGGGUUAACAACCCCCCCGCCCCCAUUCGGUGAUUACAACAGUUAAAAAUGUUUUUUGUUGGCAGAGAACAAAGCGGAAGGAGAAAAUCUAAUUAUGUUCAGACAUGCCUUCUUUUGAGUAGCAGUUUUUUUUUAAUGCAGAAGAUAAUGUUAUACUAAUUGGCAUUACCACAGAGACAUAUAGUUUAAAUCAAAUAUGCACAUUCUCUAUGUAAAAGAAACAUACAGCUAUAUUUACCUGACUGCCACACAAUAAGUCAGAUAUACUUUUGUCUGUUUUAGAUCAAACAAUUUCUAUACAUAAUUGCCAAAAUAAUGAGAGAGAGAUCAGUUUUUUUAUCAGAAUUUUAUUUUAUUUUUCCAUCAUGUUACAGAAGGAAGAAGUGUGUUUGAGGCAUUUCCUUGAAAUACAUUCAUAAUUGUGCCUCAGCUUAACCUAAAUGUUGUAAAUUAACCUUCUAGAAGCUCAGUGUAUGUAAAUAUUUAAGUUGAAUAAAAUAAUACAACAUUCUCUAGAAUUAUUUUUUUUUCAUUAUUCUGGCAUUUGUCAAAUGAGAAUAGCUUAAUUAGUCAUAACUGACCUAAACACUAAACUUUAUUUUAAGAAAAGAAAAAAAAAAACUGUUCUCUUUUUAUACAAUGUAUGGAGAUAUCUGGUUUGAACUGUGGCUGUAUGAGUUGGGUUGAUGAUUAGAAAUUACUACACCCUUCCUGAAAACACAAAUAUUAAAUGUAAUUUAAAUCACCCUUGCAUUUAUAUAAGGAGGCCUUAUUGUCAAAUUGGAAUAGAGUGAAAAUGAUAGUAACUAUGCAAGCUUUCAAAGGUUGAAUGUGUAACAUUUUGUGUUCUUUAACAACAGCUCAACCAUCAUGCGUUUUGCUCUAAAGCAGCAGUAAAUUCACCCAUAUUCCACUUGGAAUUUUAUGCCCUCGCAUGUGUAUAAAUGUACAUAUUUUACAUCCUGUCAUUUGUUUUGUGAUUAAUUUUGUCAUUUUUGUAUCAUUACGAUACAGUGUAGUUGAGCUCUAUUAAAAGUGCUCUGCUCUUU
This is a messenger RNA of Fundulus heteroclitus (mummichog), 4405 nucleotides long. RefSeq names its product glypican-5. Gene Ontology annotation, cellular component: plasma membrane; cell surface; extracellular region. Gene Ontology annotation, biological process: positive regulation of canonical Wnt signaling pathway; regulation of protein localization to membrane; cell migration. The record is from RefSeq and is a predicted model, not a curated record. The transcript has 9 exons. The coding region runs from base 340 to 2175 and encodes 611 amino acids. Lineage: Eukaryota; Metazoa; Chordata; Actinopteri; Cyprinodontiformes; Fundulidae.